CUCCUGUGCUGGAAGUUUGCAACUCCCUCAGCUCAGCAUCUAACAGGAACGUCGAAUCCUGGUCGCUUGUCUUGUUUCAGAUACGGGAGAUUCGAACAUCCUGAAAAAGGUAAAGCUUGACUUGAACAAGAAAUCUGUGCACUCUAGAUAAUCGCAAAAAAUAUAUCUUAGACGACCGCGAUGAAGAAGAGAAAACUUGACGCAGAACCAAUGUAAACCAAGUAGAUUUGUUGAGACUAUUUAAAUAGAACGGUGGAAGGUAAUGUAAUCGUGAUGCGCUGUGGUGCAUCAGUUACAACACAAGCAAAUCUUCAUAUUUUAGCGAAAAACACUUAAAUACCGAGUCUCAAGUCGAAGCACUACAAUUAGCAAAGCAUUCAGUCAUUUUUCUCUUAACGUGGGUAAGUUUCAAGCUGUCAAAUUCGGCUUUUCGUGUCGUGCAUUCCUCUCUGGCAUCGCUUCGCUUGAAGCUGUAAUGGAAUAAAGUUAACUUCGCUCGAAAAUCUUAGAGAUAAACUCUUUUCACUUGUAUGGUCACUUUUAGUAAUGAUGGAAUUGUAUUCACCUUCGAAUGGAACUACUUCAAGUUAUCAUGUUCCAGAAACGAUCAAACUAGAAUAAACCAUGGCCAACAAGGACGAUGAGGAUGAAAAGGAGGACCGGUCAUCGAAUUUGCUGUGAUUUGAGUAAAAAACCGUCUGAUAAGUUGGAAUCUUAAUUAUAGGCGUUUCCAGAAUUAAGAACCAACAACUUUGAAGCCUUGUGUAUUUGCUUGCUGUGUAUCGAGGAGUCGCGAACAGCCUAAGAUAGAACUGGCUGGAAAUUUACGAAAACCGAGAGUAAUUUUUAAAACAUGUCAAAAAUGAUUCCAUGUAAACUAUGUUAACAUCUAGGCAAUAAUUUUCACUUCCUGUCGGUUUUUAAGACGCAAAAACUCACACGGGAUGAUAGGAGAACACGAGGAAAGGUUGUAAAUCACGAACCGAAAGUGCAUGAUUACCAACGUUCCAAGUGCAUUAACGCCUAAAAUUGAUAGAAAGUGCGCUUUCCAAGCCUUUAAAAAUGGAGCCUGAGUUUGCUGGUACAAUGAACGAUAGGCUUUCGCCCAAUCAAAGUGUUCCUAGUAUCGUAUAAAGGUUUACGAUUGUCAUCAAGUCGUCAAUGUCCCUCUUAAUUUCUUUCUUUUCAGUAAUUUCAUUUAAGAUUUAUCUUAAAGAAAACCCUUACAUAUGAAGAUAUGUUUACAUCUGUUCUAGGCUAUAGUUUGGUUAAUCACGUGAUUGCAACACACACCGUCACGUGCCCGAUAGACUGCACGUGGAAAUGUUUACGGGACGCACGCUGUCAAUCGUUUAAUUAUGCAAACUCAGGGAAAACAUGUGAAUUAAGUGACCAAUCAAAGGCGACAGCCCCAAAUGACUUUGUUUUAAGAAACGGCAUCACUUACUACGAGCCAACGACACAGAUGGUGAGUCAUAGAAAUUUACAGAUCAGUUAGAAACUUAAUCAUUACUGCUAAACCUGCCAAGCGCAGGAACCUUUGAGGUCUUCGGUUUUUCAAAUUCCAUCUUCUGAGCAAGGUAGUGUCAAAGUGAUAUCGAGAGGUCAAAUAAAUGCCUUUAUCUCAGAGAACGGUAUGGCUGCCCUAAAACUGAACAUGCACACAGAGCAGCGUUUGUUAGACCUUCAUUUCUAGCCCGAAGCACAGUAAGUUGAAAUGUAGUAGGACUCAGUGGGCGGGAGUACAAUUCAUGCAGCAAUCGGGCGAAUGACUUGAGAUUACGAGCAGGAAUGAAAACUUUAAUUUAAACAUGCGCACAUGAAUUGAUUCAUAUAGCAAAGGUUCAGGUCGUAAGUCUAAACAAUGUGAGAAAUAUCCAAUGCUCAAUGCGCUUUCAUUUUGAUUGGCUAACAUUUACUGUGCUUAUAAUUAGACAGAUGAAAUCAAACAGUUUGGACAGGAAACAGUCAAUCAAGCCGCAAAUAAGAGCUGUUUUACUGAAAAAAGUACCACUCAUACUUGAAAAUUUUGUUAUUGACACAACUGAUAAAAUGCCCAAUUUCUAAAAAGAAAUCCCGGGUAAAUAUAAUUUGCUCAAAUAGAGACAAAAUUGUUGAUCGAUAUACACCGGAAACGAAAUUUCAUUUACAAGGAAAAUAGGAGAGGGAAAGAUUAAUUCCUACUCAAAACUUUGGAAAUAUCACACGUCUAUACUCGUUUUGAAUUAAGAGUACAGACCACCAUCAAAGAGAAACGUUAGCUCUAAGAACGAGAAUGUAUUUCAACCUAAUAAGGUAUUGUCAUGGUAAGUUUCGCCUUAUAAAAGGAUGAAAGUACGUUUAACCAUUCUUCCCAUUUUCUCUCAGGGAGGAAAUGGACCUGGUUGCGCCUCGGCUUCAUGUCAAAAUGGUGGAACAUGUGUUGACGCGUGUUGGAAUCCCCGGAUGUUCACGUGUGAAUGUCGACAGGAUUAUAAAGGAGUGUAUUGCGAAAAGCACAGCGGAGGUGGGUAACUCGUGACUAAAUAGAAGAGAAGAACACUUAAAUUUGCGAUAAUUUCCUUUCAGCAACAAGUCUCAUACUAUGUUUCUUUUGUUCCAUGUACAGUGAGAAGCUGUCAGCAGCUGAAAACCCUGGGAGCGAAUCACAAUGGCAUUUAUAAAAUCAACCCAGAUGGUCAAGGGGUCAUAAACGUGUACUGUGACCAAACCACAGAUGGAGGUGGGUGGACUGUGGUUCAGAGACGUUCCCGUCCAUACAAGCAAAGCUUUAGACGAACGUGGGUAGAGUAUCGAGUAGGCUUUGGCGACGUGUCCAAAGAAUUCUGGCUUGGAAACGACAACUUGCACCGAAUCGCCUCUUCAGACAGCAUUCUUCGAAUAGAUCUGCACCGAACCAACGGCCAAAAGGGAUAUGCCAAAUAUGGUGGGUUUCGGGUAGCUGACGAAACAGAAAAGUAUCGAUGCGACAUGACUUCGUACGAAGGAAACAUCACAAAUGGGUUUUAUGGAAAUACAGAUCCUAAAUUGAACAUCCGAGGGAUGAAAUUCGGCACACCAGACCAAGAUAAUGACAACCACCCUGGCAAGUGUUUUCCUGAAGGUGCAUGGUGGGCAAACCAAUGUGGCGAGGUUAAUCUCAAUUCAAAGGAUGGUCCGGUCUGGCGUCCUUGGGCUUCUCACCCUGACCUAAAUCUCUCUGAGAUGAAAGUAAGGCAUAACUGA
Messenger RNA from Pocillopora meandrina, 3225 nucleotides. The record is from the annotation of a GenBank genome assembly. NCBI's taxonomy places the organism in Eukaryota, Metazoa, Cnidaria, Anthozoa, Scleractinia, Pocilloporidae.